AUGAUCAUGAAAUUAAGUGUCUCGACUGCACAAUAUUACUUUAUAAACAUUAUAACUCCGAUUCUUCAUGAAUUAUCAGAAGAUGAAGAUUUAAUUAACAAGAAAAAGCUGAAACUUGCGAUUUUGAAACUUCUACAAAAUCUUGAUGAAACAGAUGAUAAUUAUGAACUUCUUACAGAAGCCGCAGAUAAUAUUGAAGAAGAUGAUGAUUAA
This is a messenger RNA of Trichomonas vaginalis G3, 213 nucleotides long. RefSeq lists its product as uncharacterized. The transcript has a single exon. The record is from RefSeq and is a predicted model, not a curated record. The coding region runs from base 1 to 213 and encodes 70 amino acids. NCBI's taxonomy places the organism in Eukaryota, Parabasalia, Trichomonadida, Trichomonadidae.